This is a messenger RNA of Nipponia nippon (crested ibis), 726 nucleotides long. The record is from RefSeq and is a predicted model, not a curated record. Lineage: Eukaryota; Metazoa; Chordata; Aves; Pelecaniformes; Threskiornithidae.
AUGGAAAGUCGGGGGCUCCUCUGCACCCUCUGUUACCUGAUGUUCAACGCACCUCUGCUGUUCAUCGUCACCGCUACCUUUACUGAAGUUCCCAAAGAUGUGACUGUUAGGGAGGGAGACGAUAUUGAGAUGCCUUGUGCUUUUCGAGCCAGCGGAUCCACCUCUUACUCCUUGGAAAUCCAGUGGUGGUACCUUAAAGAACCAGCCAGAGAACUUGCACACGAAUUAGCCAUCAGUGUCCCCGGCAGCAGGAGCAAGGUAACAAAUAAGGAUGCGACCAAAAUCAGCGUAAGUGGAGCUCGAGCUGGGUGGCGCGCGCCCCUCCUGCCGCACACACGGGGUUCACUGCUUGCCCCCCUCCUUCCCCGACACGCGAAUGCAGCUGGUCUCGCCGGCGGCCCCGCUCCUGCGGCGCGGCGGGAGCGUGGCACGUUUCCCCUCCUCGGUGUCUCGCGGCUCGGUCGAAACGUUACCAUCUGUUGCUGGUUUCGCAGUCACGUCUCGUUCCUCGCAAAUCGGGAGGAGGUGACGCUUGCCAGGGAGGAGGAUUCUGAAGGUCUGUGUAUCUGCUUCUACUGCCUGAAGUCCUGGAGCAGAAUAACACUGAAUCAGUAUGAAAAAAGGAAGCUUGUAUGUGGUACAGGACCUAUUUAUGCUACCGACCCACUCCUAUAUAUGUUCCUGUUAAUACUGCAUAAGCUUGUACAUUUAUUAGUAAACCACUGA